GGAAAGGGGAAGGAGAAGAGGAAGGGGAAGGGAGAGAGGGAAAUAGAAAAGGCCAAGAUUCCAUUUACUCUCGUGCCUCACUCCACUUCCUCUAUGCCUGACAAACCUGACGUGGCUGAGAUCAAGAAAUUCAGUAAGUUGAAAUUGAAGAAUACAGAAACGCAAGAGAAAAAUCUGCUGCCUUCUAAAGAAACGACAAAAUAGAAACAAGCAGGCAAAUUGCAAUGAGGCAAGCACGCCAACGUGCGGUAUGCAUUCCACAGGUAUUGCCUUCGUAUUUUACUUUGCUUAGCUGUUUAACUUUGUACAAUGCAAAGAGGCUAGAUCAAGCUUAA
Messenger RNA from Gorilla gorilla gorilla (western lowland gorilla), 335 nucleotides. Its product is annotated as thymosin beta-4-like. The record is from RefSeq and is a predicted model, not a curated record. Gene Ontology annotation, molecular function: actin monomer binding. Bases 94 to 204 code for a protein of 36 amino acids. The transcript has a single exon. NCBI's taxonomy places the organism in Eukaryota, Metazoa, Chordata, Mammalia, Primates, Hominidae. Gene Ontology annotation, biological process: actin filament organization; regulation of cell migration. Gene Ontology annotation, cellular component: cytoplasm.